This is a messenger RNA of Alnus glutinosa, 1357 nucleotides long. RefSeq lists its product as uncharacterized. The transcript has 5 exons. The coding region runs from base 269 to 1357 and encodes 362 amino acids. Lineage: Eukaryota; Viridiplantae; Streptophyta; Magnoliopsida; Fagales; Betulaceae. Gene Ontology annotation, molecular function: protein binding. The record is from RefSeq and is a predicted model, not a curated record.
GCUGAAUUUGAGGAAACCUUUACUUAGGCGAGCUUCUUACCCAGUCGUUUCUUCAAGUUGGUCUACACCGGUGAGCUUUAGGAGCCGUGGUUUUGGAAGACGAUAGCCCGUCUAUCACUAUUGCAAAGUGGAACUUACGAGCUUCGGUUUGGGAAGACAGUCCGCGCGUCGUCUAAACCUUUUGUCUACUAAAAACCAGUAUUGCAAAGUAGGACUGACUUACAAGCUUCGCUUUGGGAAGACUGUCCGUCGUCUAAACCUAUUAAACAUGGAGAUAAAGGGUGGCUUGACUGCAGCUGCUCUUCAAGUUCUUGACAAAGAUAAUUACGUGGCUUGGACUGUUCGGGUAAAAACCUAUUUGAUGGCAAACGAUCUUUGGGACUUAAUUGAAGGAACCACCGGACCUCCAAGUGAUGAUGAGGCUGCUUCUAAGGCUUGGAGUAUGAAGAAUUCCACUGCCUUAAAUGUCAUCCAAAUUUCAUGCGGACCAGACACAUUUUCUAAUAUUAUUCGGAUUAGUUCUGCAAAAAUUGCUUGGGAUACAUUAGCAAAAAAGUUUCUUCGAGUUCUUAAGAAAGAUAAUUAUGUGGAUUGGAGUGUUCAAAUAAAAACCUAUUUGAUGGUCCAUGAUCUUUGGGAGAUAAUUGAAGAAACCACCGAACCUCCAAGGCAAGAAGAUGAUGAAGCUGCCUUUAAGGCUUGGAGUAAGAAGAAUUUCGUGGCCUUACAUGUAAUCCAAAUUUCAUGCAGACCAGACACAUUUUCUAAGAUUAUUCAGAUUAAUUCUGCAAAAAUCGCUUGGGAUACGUUGGCUGAAAAAUAUGGCGUGCCUACAGAUGCUGACUCAGGCAGUGGCCAAAAUGGGAACGUUGACUAUGGUCAGUAUAAGGACUUAAGAGAGGCUCUGAAACGUGGUGAUUGGAAUGCUACAGAGGAGUUCCUUAAGGGCCAACCGGGUGCAAAAAUCACUGAUUUAGGCCAGACGGCUCUUUACCUUGCUGUUGAAGCUGGGCAUGAGCUUAUAGUGGAGAAGUUAGUGGAUGUAAUGUCGGUGGAAGACUUGGCAAUACCAGAUAAGUUUGGCAACACAGCUCUGGUUCAAGCAAUUAAUGCGGGAAACUACAGGAUGACUGCAUGCUUGCUUGGAAAGAACAACAACUUGGUCAGCAUUGAAGAUUCGAGUUCAGAUAUUCCAGCUUUUCAGGCUAUUUACAAUGGGCAUACAGAGUUGGCUCGAUAUCUCUAUUCUCGCACUCCACUGGAAGUACUAACGGAAGAAAAAGCCGUCAACGGCGCUGCACUUUGUACCAGCGCUAUAUAUAACGGAAGUAUAGGUAAGAAGCAACUCUUCGCCUAA